This is a messenger RNA of Emys orbicularis (European pond turtle), 4176 nucleotides long. Its product is annotated as epiplakin-like. The transcript is spliced from 3 exons. Gene Ontology annotation, molecular function: keratin filament binding; structural molecule activity. Bases 1 to 4176 code for a protein of 1391 amino acids. NCBI's taxonomy places the organism in Eukaryota, Metazoa, Chordata, Testudines, Emydidae. The record is from RefSeq and is a predicted model, not a curated record. Gene Ontology annotation, biological process: wound healing; intermediate filament bundle assembly. Gene Ontology annotation, cellular component: membrane; keratin filament; cell junction.
AUGUCGGCCACAGGGCGGAGCUGUGCGCUGCCCCAGAAGAUAGGAGAAGAUCUGCCCACCACAGAAGCAGCAAAGCGUGAGGGGACAACUUCCCAAACGGUGAACCCUGAGCAACUAGGCGGACAGAUGGAGAGCUGGCAGGCAGCGACUGCCUAUGGAGAAAUGGGUCCGGGAGGGAUUAAUGCCAUCGCUGGAGUCCUUGUUCAGUCCAGCAAGGAGAAGAUGAGCCUCUACCAGGCCAUGAUGAGAGGUGUUCUCACGCCGGGCACUGCGCUGGUGCUGCUGGAGGCGCAGGCUGCCAUGGGGUUCAUCAUCGACCCAGUGAGGAACAAGAAGGUGCCAGUGAGAGAUGCACUCGCUGCUGGGCUGACAGGUGGAGAUUAUUAUGGGAAGCUGCUCUCUGCAGAGAGAGCAGUGACCGGAUACACUGACCCCUGCACAGGCAACAAGAUCUCCCUCUUCCAGGCCAUGGAGAGAGACUUGAUAGUCAAAGACCACGGCAUCCGCCUGCUGGAGGCCCAGAUCGCCACCGGAGGCAUCAUCGACCCCGUGCACAGCCACCGAAUCCCUGUGGAGGUGGCUUACAAGCGGGGCUACUUCGACCAAGAGUUGAACCGGAUCCUCUCUGACCCCCAAAAUCACAGCAGAAGCUGUUUCGACCCCAACACUCACGAGAACCUCACCUACAUGCAGCUCCUCAGCAGAUGCGUCCCAGACCCAGACACGGGGCUCCUGAUGCUUCAGCUGAUGCACAAAGGCUCCGUGCUCUUCCAGCUAGAUGAAAAAACACGAACCUGCUUACAGUCUGCCCCUGCCACCGUCAGCGUGGGACUCUUCCAGGGGCAGAACGUGACCGUGUGGGAGCUUCUCUUCUCCAGAUACGUCCCUGACCAAAAAAGGCAGGAGCUUCUGAAGAAGUACAAAGCGGGGACGCUAACCAUUCAGGAAAUGACAACCAUCAUCACCACCCUCAUCACCGAGGCAGAGCAAAAGAGCAGCAGAGAGCCCAGGCACGUGAAAAGUCCGAGCACGCAACGGGCAACGUCACAGAAGGCCGAGGCUGCCCAUUCGCAGAGAGAUGAAAAACGGGAAAAGGCCUUAAAGACUACGACAGUCGACGGGCUGGGGGGCGAGUUCCAAGGGCGAAAAGUCUCUGUGUGGGAUUUGCUCUUCUCCAAAUACAUCCCCGAAGAGAAGAGGAAGGAGCUCCUGGAGUUGCACCGAGCUGGGAUAUUAACCACGGACCAAAUGAAAACCAUCGUCACCACCAUCGUAAGCAAAACAGAGGAGAAAAGUCACCAUCUACCAGGACAUGGGGAAAGUCCCAGUGCGGAGACGACAACAUCAGAGGAAGCUGAGACUCCCGGCUCAUUGUGCGACAAACAUUUGGAAAACGCUUUGCGGUCGGAGACUGUCGAUUUUCCUGUCGGGGAAUUCAAAUGGCAGGAGGUUUCCCUGUGGGAGCUUCUCUUCUCUAGCUACAUCUCUGAAACCAAAAGACAGGAGCUUCUAAAUAAGUACAGAGCAGGGACGCUAAUCAUUCAAGAUAUGAUAACCAUCCUCACCACCAGCGUUACUGAGGCCGAAGGGAAAAGCAGAAAACUCCCCACAACUAGGAAAACCCCCAGCAAAGAGACGAGGACGCCAUCUGAGAAAGACAAAGCUGCCCCCUCCUGUGAAGAGCAACAAACGGAAAAGGCCUUAAAGUCUACCCUGGUGGAGGUGCCGGCGGGCGAGUUCCACGGGCGAAAAGUCUCUGUGUGGGAUUUGCUCUUCUCCAAAUACAUCCCCAAAGAGAAGAGGAAGGAGCUCCUGGAGUUGCACAGAGCUGGGAUAUUAACCACGGACCAAAUGAAAACCAUCGUCACCACCAUCGUAAGCAAAACAGAGGAGAAAAGUCACCAUCUACCAGGACAUGGGGAAAGUCCCAGUGCGGAGACGACAACAUCAGAGGAAGCUGAGACUCCUGGCUCAUUGUGUGACAAACAUUUGGAAAACACUUUGCGGUCGGAGACUGUCGACGUUCCUGUCGGGGAAUUCAAAUGGCAGGAGGUUUCCCUGUGGGAGCUUCUCUUCUCUAGCUACAUCUCUGAAACCAAAAGACAGGAGCUUCUGAAUAAGUACAGAGCAGGGACGCUAACCCUUCAAGAUAUGAUAACCAUCCUCACCACCAGCGUUACUGAGGCCGAAGGGAAAAGCAGAAAACUCCCCACAACUAGGAAACCCCCCAGCAAAGAGACGAGGACGCCAUCUGAGAAAGACAAAGAUGCCCCCUCCUGUGAAGAGCAACAAACGGAAAAGGCCUUAAAGUCUACCCUGGUGGAGGUGCCGGCGGGCGAGUUCCACGGGCGAAAAGUCUCUGUGUGGGAUUUGCUCUUCUCCAAAUACAUCCCCGAAGAGAAGAGGAAGGAGCUCCUGGAGUUGCACAGAGCUGGGAUAUUAACCACGGACCAAAUGAAAACCAUCGUCACCACCAUCGUAAGCAAAACAGAGGAGAAAAGUCACCAUCUACCAGGACAUGGGGAAAGUCCCAGUGCGGAGACGACAACAUCAGAGGAAGCUGAGACUCCCGGCUCAUUGUGCGACAAACAUUUGGAAAACGCUUUGCGGUCGGAGACUGUCGACGUUCCUGUCGGGGAAUUCAAAUGGCAGGAGGUUUCCCUGUGGGAGCUUCUCUUCUCUAGCUACAUCUCUGAAACCAAAAGACAGGAGCUUCUGAAUAAAUACAGAGCAGGGACGCUAACCAUUCAAGAUAUGAUAACCAUCCUCACCACCAGCGUUACCGAGGUGGAAACAGAGAGCAGGAAUCUAUGUACAAACACAGAAGUUCCCAGUAAAGUGGGGGUAACAUCAGACAAGGCUGAGGAUGCCCAUUCACAAGAGAAACACUUGAGAAAGUCCUUAAAGCGUGUGACCAUCUAUGUAAAUGCUGGUGAGUUCCAAGGGCAAAAUGUCUCCUUGUUAGAUCUUCUCUUCUCUAAACACAUCCCUCAAGAGAAGAGGCAGGAGCUCCUGGCGUUGUAUAGAACAAGGGUUUUAACCAUUGAUCAGAUGAUACCCAUCAUCACUAGAAUCAUAACAACAACAGAAGCUACAACUGCCCAUUCUCCACAAGAUACACAACUGGACAACAUCUUAAAAGCUACAACCAUAGAUGGACCUGUCAGUGAGUUCCAAGGGCGAAAGGUCUCGGUUUGGGACCUGCUCUUCUCUAGCUACAUCCCUGAAGAGAAGAGACAGGAGCUCCUGGAGCUGUACAGAGCUGGGAUAUUAACCACGGACCAGGUGAUAACCGUGGUCACCACCCUCAUUAAGAAAAAAGAAGCUACAAGCAGGAAAUUUGUGAUUAAUGUGAAAACUCCCAGCAAAGACACAAUGACCUUAGAGAAAGCUGAGGACGUUGACUUACAUGAAGAUAAAAAACUGGAAAAGGCCUUAAAGUCUACCCUGGUGGAGAUGCCGGGGGGCGAGUUCCAUGAGCAAAAGGUCUCGGUGUGGGACCUGCUCUUCUCUAACUACAUCCCCGAAGAGAAGAGACAGGAGCUCCUGGAGCUGUACAGAGCUGGGAUAUUAACCAUGGACCAGGUGAUAACUGUCGUCACCACCAUCGUAACCAAAAUAGGAGCAACAAGGAGAAAACUAGCAACAAAUGUGCACAGUCCAAGUGCAGAGAGGGCCCCAUUGCAGGAAGCUGAUGCUGCCUAUUCCGAGAGAAAUGAAAAUCAGGAAAUGGCCUUAAAGUCCACGACAGUCGACGGGCCAAGGGGCGAGUUCCAAGGGCCAAAGGUCUCUGUGUGGGAUCUGCUCUUCUCCAAAUACGUCCCUAAGGAAACAAGACAAGAGCUUCUAGAGAAACACAGAGCAGGGACGCUCACCACUGAGAAAAUGAUAACCAGCCUCACCACCAGUGCCUCACACGCUCUGGAGGAGGGUCUCUCUCCAGAUAACCAACAAAUACUGAAUCUCCUACAGUCUGAAUCCUAUGUGACAGUUGGCCAGUUCCAGGACCAAAGGGUUUCUGUCUGGGAACUUCUCUCCUCUAAAUGUGUCUCCCAGUACAAUCGGGAGGUGCACUUGGAUACAUACAAUGCAGGGAGGUUAGCUGUUAAUGAGAUUACAAUCACCACCACCGUCAUUACAGGAUCAGAGGGUAAGAAAGGGGCUGCCAGGAACUAG